Messenger RNA from Medicago truncatula (barrel medic), 3343 nucleotides. Its product is annotated as DExH-box ATP-dependent RNA helicase DExH18, mitochondrial. Gene Ontology annotation, molecular function: ATP binding; RNA helicase activity; hydrolase activity, acting on acid anhydrides. The transcript is spliced from 3 exons. The record is from RefSeq and is a predicted model, not a curated record. Lineage: Eukaryota; Viridiplantae; Streptophyta; Magnoliopsida; Fabales; Fabaceae. Gene Ontology annotation, cellular component: mitochondrial degradosome. Bases 162 to 2645 code for a protein of 827 amino acids. Gene Ontology annotation, biological process: mitochondrial RNA 3'-end processing.
CACCAAUUUUCAUUCACAAAAAUCUUGCAGCCUUUGGCUUUGUUAAGGGUUUAACCUCUCUUCACUCUCCUUCUCCCAUUUUCUAUAUUUCAAACCCUAAUUCUAAUGUUUACCCCCUUUUGAAUUCACACACCCCUUUUCAAUUCGGUUUAUCAAUUUCAAUGGCUAGAGGUUCAAUUUCAUCGAUUUUCCUCUUAUACACACGAAAAAAACGAACCUUUUCAACCCUUAAACCUCUUCUCUUCAAUCACACACACAGUUCAUCUUCAAAUUCACAAUUUCAUGGCCAUUUUCGCCAUUUUUCGACCCAUUUAAUAAAAUCUCGUUUUUGUCCUAGUUUGUGUCAAACAUUGAAUUUUUAUGGUGGUAGAAGCAUUCCCAUCAGACCCUUUUCGACAGACGGCGAGGAGGGUUGUAAAGAAGCUGAUUUGGAUACCGAAAUCGAAAAGGGUGCCGGUGAAAAUGAUGAAUUUGAGCUUGGAAAUGAGGUCAGUGAUGAUGUUUAUGGUUUAUCUGAAAAUGGGGUUGAUUUAGAUUAUGGUAAUGAUGAUUGUGAUUCAGAGAUUAUUGAUUCUGUAGAAUGUAGUAAUAGUAAUAGUAGUAGUAGCGGUAGUAGCAGUAACGUCGAUGAAUUAGAGAAUAAGAGUGAGGUUGUUGAUUUUACGCACGUUGCGUCCCGUGAUCCUAUUGAAUUGUAUGGUGAGCUAAAGAAUGUGAAAAAGGGUGCAAAGUUGACUAGAGAUGAGGUGGAAGUGUUUCAAGAUGUGUUUCAUUAUUUUGCUAAAUCGGGUUGGGCUUCGAAUCAAGCACUUGCGAUGUACAUUGGUUUGUCUUUUUAUCCGACGGCUGCACACAAGUUUCGGAAUUUUUUCAUGAAGAGAUGUCCGGAGGAUGUUACUAAGUACUUGAUUUCGCUUGGACCGUGUGAUGAGGCUGUGAAGUUUUUGUUUCCUAUAUUUGUUGAGUUUUGUUUGGAAAAUUUUACUGAUGAGAUCACGAGGUUUAGGGAGAUGGUUAAGUCGGCUGACCUCACGAUGCCUCAUACUUGGUUUCCUUUUGCAAGGGCGAUGAAAAGAAAAAUAAUUUAUCAUUGCGGGCCUACUAAUAGUGGUAAGACUUAUAAUGCUUUGCAGAGGUUUAUGGAGGCGAAGAAGGGUAUUUAUUGUAGUCCACUUAGAUUGUUGGCUAUGGAAGUUUUUGAUAAAGUUAAUGCGAAGGGUGUUUAUUGUAGUCUGUUAACUGGUCAAGAGAAGAAGUAUUUACCAUUUUCAAAUCAUGUUGCGUGUACUGUUGAAAUGGCUUCGACGCAGGAAUUGUAUGAAGUGGCUAUUGUUGAUGAAAUUCAGAUGAUGGCAGAUCCGUAUAGAGGUUAUGCAUGGACUAGGGCGCUCCUUGGUUUGAUGGCUGACGAGAUACAUUUAUGCGGUGAUCCUAGUGUUUUGGAUAUUGUUCGAAAGAUCUGUCAGGAAACAGGAGAUGAUUUGUAUGAGCAACAUUAUGAGAGGUUCAAACCGUUGGUAGUCGAAGCAAAGACCCUGCUUGGAAAUCUUGAAAAUAUUAAAUCUGGGGACUGUGUUGUUGCCUUCUCAAGGAGAGAGAUAUUUGAGGUUAAAUUAGCUAUCGAGAAACACACUAAUCAUAAAUGUUGUGUGAUAUACGGAGCUUUGCCACCAGAGACUCGUAGGCAGCAAGCUAAUUUGUUCAACGAUCAAAGUAAUGAAUAUGACGUUCUAGUAGCUAGUGAUGCAGUGGGGAUGGGCCUUAACCUUAACAUUCGAAGGGUGAUUUUUAAUAACCUUUCAAAGUACAACGGUGACAAAAUUCUUCCUGUUCCAGCGUCACAGGUUAAGCAAAUUGCCGGAAGAGCUGGUCGAAGAGGAUGUGUUUAUCCCGAUGGACUCGCCACUACUUUGCAUUUAGAGGAUUUGGAUUACUUGAUCGAGUGUUUGAAACAACCCUUUGAUCAUGUGGAGAAGGUUGGCCUUUUUCCUUAUUAUGAGCAGGUUGAAUUGUUCGCCGGACAACUUUCUAACAUGACAUUCAGCCAGCUUUUAGAAAAAUUCGGUGAAAAUUGCCGUUUAGACGGAUCGUACUUCUUGUGUCGACAUGAUCAUAUAAAGAAAAUCUCUAAUAUGUUAGAGAGGAUUCCAGGGUUAUCUUUAGAAGAACGAUUCAACUUCUGUUUUGCUCCUAUUAAUGUUAGGGACCCAAAAGCUAUGUACCACUUACUCAGAUUUGCUACAGCGUUUGGUCAGAAGGUUCCCGUCAACAUAGCUAUGGGCAUGCCAAAAUGUUCGGCACGGAAUGACUCAGAACUCCUAGACCUUGAGAGUAGGCAUCAAGUGUUAUCUUCGUAUAUGUGGUUAUCAAACCACUUUGAUAAGGAAAAAUUUCCAUAUGCGGAGAAAGCCCAAGCAAUGGCUGCGGAUAUUGCUAUCUUACUUGCUCAAUCUCUUAGAAAAGCUGAUUGGAAACCUGAAUCAAGGGGGAGAGGGAAACCAAAAGCUGCAGAUAGUGAAGAGCCGCAAACAGAAUCAAGAAGUGAUACUUUAGAAACUGAAAAGAAGAAUCGUGGUUAUUCAAGACCACAGUCUCUUGUUAAAGUAUAUGAACAGAAACGGCAGAAAGUGUUGUUUACACUCUGAUUGUUUAAAGAAGAUAAAUGCAUAAUAUGAUGACUUUGGAGGUCAUAAUCAACAACAACUGCAAUUUAACAACUUAUACCGACUAUUCACAUAAAUUUAUUGUACUUUUUCAGCCAAAGCUGUGGCUUAGACCAUGUUGGGAAUGCAUGAAAAAAAGACGACUUUAGGAUUGAAGGAUAUUGACAUUCAUAGAAGAUAGAGAACAAGGAAAGAUACAAACAAGUAGGAAUUAUGCAAGUUUAGUUUUUCAGAUAAACAAAAUUGGAGCUUUGUUAGGUGCCUGAAGUAAUAUGCUCUGUUUCAAAUGUAGACUAGAAAUUUUGGUAUAAGCUUCAUCAAAAAGUUUAUUAUUUAAUUAUGCUUUGGUAGCUAAAGAGGCUUGUUGCCUUGAGAAAUGAGGGGUGGUCAGGACCUAGGGUAGUAUGCAACAUUGAUUUGAAAAAGUAGAGCCCCAAGAUAUGAACAAGCUUUUGUUAAAAGGUAGGCAUCACACUCAAUAAAUGCAUCUCUCAAGUAGUAGGAGAAAAAAAAAUGUUAUAUGGCUUAAUUUGUUUUCAUAUUUAAAUAACAAAAUUAUUGUCUCCUAGUUUGUAUUUGUUUCAUGUUUUUAUAAAGAUUUUGUACUUGAAACAAGGUAGCAAGGAUGCUUCUAGGGUGAAGUAUUUUGUGUGAAUCAUGGUGAAUCAUUUUUAGAUCAA